AUGCUGAACCGCGAGGCGAUGAUGCACAACAUGUCGGCCAUCGACGGGUGCCGCUCCUACCUCACGAUCUUCGCCGGCGUCGGCGCGGGCAUCCUCGGGCUCACGUCGGUCCGCGGCGCGCUCGGCUUCAUGGCCUCCUACGUCGCCAUCUCCCUCGCGCUCCUCGUCGCGAUGAAGGGCGACAGCAUGGCCUACACGAACGAGGCCAUCCCGAACCACGUCAUCGGCGGCGUCGGCAAGUACGGCCUCUCCUUCGUCCUCUUCUGGACCCUGAGCUACGCCCUCGUCCACAUCUACUAA
Molecule: messenger RNA, 300 nt
Organism: Aureococcus anophagefferens
Lineage: Eukaryota; Pelagophyceae; Pelagomonadales; Pelagomonadaceae
Exons: 1
Coding region: 1-300 (99 amino acids)
Biological process (GO): protein folding in endoplasmic reticulum; autophagosome assembly
Cellular component (GO): membrane; EMC complex; endoplasmic reticulum
Source: RefSeq, a predicted model, not a curated record